This is a messenger RNA of Emericellopsis atlantica, 2930 nucleotides long. RefSeq names its product elongator protein 2. Gene Ontology annotation, molecular function: sequence-specific DNA binding; DNA-binding transcription factor activity; protein binding. The transcript is spliced from 3 exons. NCBI's taxonomy places the organism in Eukaryota, Fungi, Ascomycota, Sordariomycetes, Hypocreales, Bionectriaceae. The coding region runs from base 334 to 2811 and encodes 825 amino acids. Gene Ontology annotation, biological process: regulation of DNA-templated transcription; tRNA wobble uridine modification. The record is from RefSeq and is a predicted model, not a curated record. Gene Ontology annotation, cellular component: elongator holoenzyme complex.
UAGCGGCUGAAGUCAUCGCUUCGCCCAUGAUGAAGUUGAUUUCCAAAGGGCUAUGUGGGGUAGCGGCGAAUGUUGGUACCGCAAAGUUGUGAGUAUGUAGUGAUGUGACAAUGUGUUGAUCAUCCUCGUGAAAAUCACAGCGAGGGGCUUCCGCUGAGGUGCCUGCUUUCGGCGUUAAGCCCCGCCACGUUAACGCCGCUGAAACCGCAAAACUCAUCCAACUUGGACGAGCCUCGCGCGAGCCAAUCACCGUCAUCGAAAAUGUGAUAUCCAGGCUUCACUUUUACACAAUCCUGAGCUAUCAAGCAGACACACAGGCUGGCCACGGAGAGCAUGUCACCUAAUGCGAUCGCGACAGAGUACUUGUCGACGGGAUCGAACAGACAGACCGCUGUGGCCGAUUGGAGCCAGAGAGGCAUCGUCGCAUUUGGAGCGGACAGCAAUGUUGCCAUCUGGGAGCCUGCGGCGGAGCCCCCUCGUGGCAUCACGGCUUUGUUGAGCGGCCACAAGGAUGUGGUCAAGGCUGUGGCAUUCUUGCCUUCCAGCGAGGCCGACACCCACGACUACCUCAUCACUGGGUCGGACGACAAGACACUGAUUGUCCGGAGAGCUCAAGCUGGCUCUCAUAGCUUUGAGACCGUCACCACAGUAUCGGAUCACCAAGGCCCCAUCAACUGCAUCGCACCAUACAGCCUACCAGGCACUGAGCCGCGAUGGUUGAUCGCCACCGGGAGCGCAGACGCGACUAUCAAAAUAUGGAUCUCACGAGAUGGACAGUUGACGCUUCUCCAGUCUAUCAAGACGAUGCCCAAGUUUUUCCCACUGUCCCUCGCCAUCAGCCCGCUUGACGCAGAAGGGAAUCUGUUCGUUCUCGCGGCAGCUGGGACCAGGGACUCUAUUCAGAUACUGACAGCCACGGACGUGCGCAGCGGCAUUGAAAGCGGGAGCGUCAACUUUGAAGUCCAGGCGAAGCUGUCAGGUCAUGAGAGCUGGAUCCGAUCCCUGAGCUUUGUUCGCGAAACCUCCGCCCCGGAGAGCGAUCUUCUGCUCGCGUCGGCCAGUCAAGACAAGUACAUUCGCAUUUGGCGCGUGCACCAGGGCAAAGAACUACCCGCCCUCGCCACGGAAAGCAACGAUCCCCUGAGCGGUGCCUACCUCCCCGGGAAAUCCCCUUCCAACAAGGCACAUAUGCUGAAAGCCGCUGGACUGGACUACUCCAUCACCUUUGACGCUUUGUUGCUGGGCCACGAAGACUGGAUCUACAGUGCCAAGUGGCAUGCCCACGCUGAUGGCAAGCUACAGCUCUUGUCGACGUCGGCGGACAACUCACUCGCCAUCUGGGAAGCAGAUCCAGGUUCCGGCAUAUGGGUCAGCAUGGUGAGGCUGGGCGAGAUUAGUAGGGAAAAGGGCGCUACCACAGCCACGGGCAGUACGGGUGGUUUCUGGACGGGGUUGUGGUCUCCCGAUGGUCAGUCUGUCGCCUGUCUGGGGCGAACAGGCAGCUGGAGGCGAUGGCAAUGGCAGCCCGACAGCGACCUUUGGAAAGCUUGUGUUCCCGUCACUGGCCACACAAAGGCUGUCACAGGCAUUGCAUGGUCGGGGAAUGGUGACUAUCUGCUGUCAACUAGCUUGGAUCAAACGACUCGACUGCACACCAAAUGGACGGCCAAUGGUCACAACACGUGGCACGAAAUGUCGAGACCUCAGAUCCACGGCUAUGAUCUGAACUGCAUUGACGCCUUGGGGGCGUCGCAGUUUGUUUCGGGAGCCGACGAGAAGCUUAUGCGCGUCUUCAGCGAACCCAAAGCGGUGGCGUCCAUGCUCCAUCGCCUUGGCGGAAUCGGUGAGGAGAAUGUCGAGCACAUGCCUGACGCCGCCAACAUCCCUGUCCUCGGGCUAUCCAACAAGGCCAUCGACAUGGUAGAGGACGACGAGGAGAUAGCAGCCGUCGAUGACCGCGACAGGGAAGCCAUCGAUCCGGCCUCCAUCGUCAAGAGGUCCUAUCUAGACAUUGACCACCCGCCACACGAGGAGACGCUUUCGCGCCAUACCCUCUGGCCCGAGACCGAGAAGCUCUACGGCCAUGGGUACGAGAUCUCGUGUCUUGCGGCCAGCCACGACGGCAAGAUCGUCGCUAGUGCCUGCAAAGCCAGCUCCAUCAACCAUGCUGUCAUUCGUCUCUUUGAGACUGACAAGUGGACGGAAGUCCGUCCGCCCCUGACAGCACACACGCUCACAGCCACGAGAAUCCGCUUCUCACUCGACGACAAGUAUAUCCUGAGCGUAGGUCGGGAUCGACAGUGGGCUGUCUUUGGGCGCAGUCCAGACGAUCCCUUGCAAUAUGCAUUGCUGCAGGCGAAUCCCAAGGGCCAUACGAGAAUGAUCCUGGACGCAGCGUGGGCGCCAAACGAGAAACCCCUGUUUGCCACGGCGGGCAGGGACAAGCAGGUCCGGUUGUGGCACAGCCAAGCGGACGAGGCUGGGAAGCUGAGCUUUGCGCAAUUGGCAUCGAUCCCGACAGGUGAACCGGUCACGGCAGUUGACUUUCUGCCCAGGGUUGUCGGUGGGAAGUGCGUAUUGGCCGUCGGUACGGAGAGUGGCCAGCUGAGUCUUCACAACAUCGAUGAGGCUUCGGGAGAGGUGGUGAACCUGCCAAGACUGGAAGAACUACAGAUACCAAAGACAGUGCUGCAACUUUCCUGGCGGCCUGGCACUGAUGCCGACAAGGCAGAGCUCGCAAUAGCAGGAGAUGAUAGUUCACUGAGGCUGUUUUCCCUAUCGGAGGCAUAUCUCAGGGGAAGUAGUCCGUAGCGGAUUUGAAAACAAUGAAGUAGUCAAGCCCAUCCAUGGCAAGCCCUGUGCCAGUGUAGACCUCUCAACCAUGGUAUUUCUACAUGCCGGUAUGCUUUUUGGAAAAAUCAAGGCGCAAA